AUGAAUUCCUCUGCCCGGCGCACGGCGUCGCAUACUCUUAGAAGGUCUCGCAACUUAAUUUUCUCAGCCUAUUCGCGUCGAUGGAACUCCACAUCGGCUUUUGAGCAAAGACAAUGGUCGACCCCUCUUGCUCGUACACUGGCCAGUGCGAUGAAGGUCACUGGGCCCAUUCCAAUCGCGGCCUUUAUGCGCCAGGUCUUGACUUCUCCAGAAGGUGGUUACUACACUUCCCGUGAACAUGUGUUCGGGAAGUAUGGCGACUUCGUCACGUCGCCGGAAAUUUCGCAAGUCUUUGGAGAAUUAAUUGGUAUUUGGACAAUUGCGGAGUGGAUGGCACAAGGGCGAAAACGAAGCGGUGUCCAGCUGAUGGAGGUGGGACCCGGUAAAGGCACCUUGAUGGAUGAUAUGCUGCGAACAUUCCGGAAUUUCAAGACCUUCACUUCAAGUGUGGAGGCUAUUUACCUCGUCGAAGCAAGCUCAACCCUGAGAGAAGUACAAAAGCUCCGGCUUUGCGGUGAAGAGGCUACGAUGGAAGAAAUAGACAUUGGACACCGAAGCAUCUGCAAGUACUUUGACGUACCCAUCAUCUGGGUGGAGGAUAUUCGCCUGUUGCCGCAUGAGGAAGGCAAAACACCCUUCAUCUUUGCCCACGAGUUCUUCGACGCGCUCCCUAUUCAUGCUUUCGAAUCCGUCCCCCCGUCACCUGAAAAUCAGCCAUCCGAACUACAAGAAAUUAUGACUCCCACUGGACCUCAAAAACUACACAAGCCUCUCAAAGCCGCCAAUGUCCCGCAAUGGCGCGAGCUUCUGGUUACCCUAAACCCGAAGGCUGUCGAAGAGAACAUCGAAGGCGAGCCAGAGUUUCAGCUCACCAAAGCCAAGGCCUCCACUCCCUCUUCAUUGGUGAUUCCCGAGAUAUCCGAACGAUACCGCAAGCUGAAGGCUCAGCCUGGGUCCACCGUUGAAAUCAGCCCAGAGAGCCGAAUCUACGCUGCCGACUUUGCGCGCCGCAUUGGUGGCGAUGCUGCUUUUUCCAAGUCCUCAAAGAACUCACCAGCACCUCAGGAAGCCCAGAAGAAAACCCCUUCUGGUGCCGCUUUGAUCAUGGAUUAUGGCACAAUGUCCACCAUUCCUAUAAACUCAUUGCGCGGUAUCCAGCACCACAAGAUUGUACCGGCGCUCUCGUCGCCCGGCCAGGUUGACGUGAGUGCCGACGUUGAUUUCACUUCUCUCGCCGAAGCUGCCAUUGAGGGCAGCGAUGGUGUUGAGGUUCAUGGUCCUGUCGAGCAAGGUGAUUUCCUUGGUGCUAUGGGUAUUGAAGAACGUAUGCGCCAGUUGCUGAAAGGCGUUGCCGAUGAAGAACAUAAGAAGACGCUGGAGACAGGCUGGAAACGUCUGAUUGAGAAGAGCGGCGGCUCUAUGGGACAGAUUUACAAGUUCAUGGCCAUUAUCCCGGAGAAUAGCGGUCGCAGGCGCCCGGUUGGAUUCGGUGGUGGUGUUCAAAUGUAA
Messenger RNA from Penicillium macrosclerotiorum, 1509 nucleotides. RefSeq lists its product as uncharacterized. The transcript has 4 exons. Gene Ontology annotation, molecular function: protein-arginine omega-N symmetric methyltransferase activity. Gene Ontology annotation, cellular component: mitochondrion. Gene Ontology annotation, biological process: mitochondrial respiratory chain complex I assembly. The record is from RefSeq and is a predicted model, not a curated record. Lineage: Eukaryota; Fungi; Ascomycota; Eurotiomycetes; Eurotiales; Aspergillaceae. The coding region runs from base 1 to 1509 and encodes 502 amino acids.